AUGCUUCCUUCACAACUGAGCGACGCCCAGAUCGAGAAGAAAAAGAAACGCCGCGGCGGCAAGAAAGAACAGCUCAAAAGACAGCGCCGGCAGGAGCGUGAGACACUGGGGGACAACAUGGAUCACGAUGAUACUGAAGCUGUCGAUGAACCUGCCUUCGAAACUCGCAAUGCCGGAGCCAAAGGUCUCGGCCUAUUCGCAACACGUAGCAUCGAACCAGGAGAACGGCUCAUCGAAGAGUCCCCACUGUUCAUCCUUCCCAAACAAGACACCAUGAAUGCAGCCAUCGUCGAGAGUUUCAUGCGUCUACGGUCGGAGCAGCGCGCGGCCUACUUGGGCUUGAGCUCGUAUACCACGUGCGCUGCAAAGACACAAGCUGAGGCCGUCGAAACGUCGGCGGCUGAGGAUGGUGCAACAAGUUUGCCAGACGUCGGAGAUUCUGGUCCUCCAAUUGGAUACCCGGCUGAGCAAGUUGAUCGUCGCAUUUGUGCCUCUGACGUGCAGCCUCUGCCCAGCAGUUUCGAUAUUGAAAGCAGCUGCAAGUCACCCAAUGUGGCCAGUGGCAGCGGCGAUCCAAUUCUCAAGGAGUCGGACAAGCUCGAGCUGUCAAAGUCUGAAUCCACGACAACCGUCUUACCAGCUCCACAGGCUAGAGUUGAUAUCCCAAUCUGGAACGUCGACGAUCUAAAAGAAGCUCUACAAGCAACAACCAAUGACUCGGGUACGAGAAGCGGUGUGGACCGUGUGGGUGACACGGCUGAUGAUGGUGAUCAACAAGACCGCGAUUCAGAUAUGUGCGAGAUAACAGAGUCACUCGCUGCCCGUGUCGUCAACAUCUGGCGUACCAACUCAUACAUGCUCGACGAUGGUAUCACUCUCGACUCCGCUGGCGUCGGACUAAGUGCAUCCCGUCUCAACCACUCAUGCGUUCCGAAUGUCUACACUGCCUACAACAGUACCUCCGGAUGCAUGACUGUGCAGGCUCUCAAGCCAAUUGCCGCUGGAGAUGAGCUUUGCACUGCCUACAUCAACGGUGCAGCCAAGUUGCGUUCCGAACGACAUGCCCAGCUGAGCAUGUGGGGAUUUACCUGCACAUGCAUUGCUUGCGCCGACGGCCGUGACGAAUCUCGCCGCCGGAAUAUCAAGACGUUGAUGGCCAAGGUUGAGGGGGUAAAACAACAGAUGUUGGAAGGUCAUGCAGACCUGCCCGUCGCCCAGAUCGAACAGACGGUUGGAGAUCUGCUCGACCAGGCUGCUCUCAUGAGUGACGAAGGCUUGCUAGGUCCAGACCUAGCUGAUGUAUGCUGCAUGCUCAUCGGUCGUCGCGAAGAAGCUGGCGCACUUCAAUCAUCCGGCUUUGGGAUCCUGCUACGCAGCUACGGUAUUGACAACCCAAUCUGCAUCGCUGCCCUUCAGGCCGGCGACUUGGACGAAGCUUGA
Molecule: messenger RNA, 1440 nt
Organism: Aureobasidium musti
Lineage: Eukaryota; Fungi; Ascomycota; Dothideomycetes; Dothideales; Saccotheciaceae
Source: the annotation of a GenBank genome assembly